AUGGCCGAAACUUCAGGUCGCCCGCGCGUCUACUUUGAUAUCCAGAUAGGAAAGAGAGCUGAGGGCCGCAUUGUCUUUGAGCUAUUUAAUGAUGUUGUCCCCAAAACCGCUGAAAACUUCCGUGCGCUCUGUACCGGCGAGAAGGGUGAGGGGAAGUCGGGGAAACCGCUCAGCUACAAGGGUUCCAUUUUCCACCGUAUCAUCAAACAAUUCAUGAUUCAAGGUGGUGACUUUACCGCAUUCAAUGGCACUGGCGGAGAAUCGAUCUACGGCGAGAAAUUCUCCGACGAAAACUUCGAGCUCAAACAUGACCGCCCCUUCCUGCUUUCUAUGGCUAAUUCCGGCCCGGGUACGAACGGGAGCCAGUUCUUCAUCACCACCGUCUCCACCCCACACUUAGAUGGCAAGCACGUGGUUUUUGGCGAAGUCAUCAACGGUAAAGGGCUGGUGCGCAAGAUUGAAAUGUCCCCCACAGACUCGGGCGACAAGCCACACACCGAAGUUAAAGUUGUGGACUGCGGCGAACUGACCGGCGAAAGCUACGACACCGCCACCCAGUCAACCGUCGACGAAACCGGUGACAAGUAUGAGGACUACCCGGAGGAUGCAGGGAAGGAAUUUUCCGGCGAAGAAUAUUACAAAAUCGCCUCUGACCUGAAAGAAUACGGCAACAAAGCCUUCAAGGCAGGCAACGUUGACCUAGGCCUAGAUAAAUACCAGAAGGGCCUUCGAUAUCUGAACGAAUACCCAGAGGCAUCAGACUCGGACCCGCCCGAACUCGCCGCGCAAAUGACCCAGUUGCGAUUCACAUUACACUCCAACUCCGCGCUGCUAGCGAAUAAGCUCCGGCGCUUUGAGGACGGGCGAUCAUGGGCCGGUUUUGCGCUGGAGACCGCCAAGGCUGCCAAUGCAAAGGAUGCGGAAAAGGCCAAGGCGUAUUACCGGCGAGCUGUCGCCUUGGUAGGGUUGAAGGAUGACGAGGAGGCGUUGAAGGAUUUGGCGGAGGCGGCGAAGUUGGCGCCGGGCGAUGUCGCAAUUGCGAAUGAGAGAGCAAGGGUUAAGAAGGCGAUUGCGGACCAGCAGCGGAAGGAGAAGGAGAUGCUGAAGAAGUUUUUCAAGUGA
Molecule: messenger RNA, 1122 nt
Organism: Blastomyces dermatitidis ER-3
Lineage: Eukaryota; Fungi; Ascomycota; Eurotiomycetes; Onygenales; Ajellomycetaceae
Product: peptidyl-prolyl cis-trans isomerase D
Exons: 5
Coding region: 1-1122 (373 amino acids)
Biological process (GO): protein peptidyl-prolyl isomerization; protein folding
Cellular component (GO): intracellular membrane-bounded organelle
Molecular function (GO): protein binding; peptidyl-prolyl cis-trans isomerase activity
Source: RefSeq, a predicted model, not a curated record